This is a messenger RNA of Mycena indigotica, 714 nucleotides long. RefSeq lists its product as uncharacterized. Bases 7 to 714 code for a protein of 235 amino acids. The transcript has 7 exons. The record is from RefSeq and is a predicted model, not a curated record. NCBI's taxonomy places the organism in Eukaryota, Fungi, Basidiomycota, Agaricomycetes, Agaricales, Mycenaceae.
UCCAUCAUGGAGGCAGGCCGCUUUACGAAACUGGGUCCAAGCGCCAGCUCUCCAUCCUUAUUUCAUGACGCUCGACUUCCUUCUCCUCCCCAAUCUCCCUUCCCGCCCACCAUGCACCCUAACUCAACUCCUCCUCAACGGUCCCCUAUAUACGACGAUGAAGACGCUAGUGAACUAGGACCUUCUGUGUCGCGUCGAUUGUCUGAUUCAAAGCGAAAGGUUUCUCCCGCAAACCCAGACCAACCAUCUCUUACGACCAAGAAACCGCGGAUUUACUCGCUUGAGGAUGAUCAGCGGCGCAAGACUAUUGCGGACCAAGCCUCACGCAUCACAACCCUUGAAGGGCGUCUCUCCAAAUACGAAUCUGAGCUCUCAAAUCUAAGAACUUGCCUCAAGGCACAAUUGGACAGGGUAGAAGAGCAAGAAACACUUAUACGUCAACUCGAAGAAGAUAAUGAAGGAAAGGAUCUGGUCAUAUGCGAGACAGAACAACAACUAGCAGAAAGCAGGAGCAGGACUGAAACUGCUGAGCAGAAAGCCAGAGGGCUUGAAGAGCACACCGUCCAGCUUAAAGCUGAGUACAAAACAUUUUCUAUCAAUGCUAAACAACAUUACCGUGCCAGAAUUGAUUACUGGAAAGCCCAAUGCAGUGCUCUCAAGUCUUCUUCAGACGACGCAAGUCCGUUAACCCCACCUGACGAAGACGGUCUCUAA